UCGGCGGCCCUAUGAGGCUCAACAAGGCCGAUGUGGAGCGGUAUAUCGCCUCGGUGCAGGGCUCCGCCCCAUCUCCCCGGGAGAAGUCAAUGAAAGGAUUCUAUUUUGCAAAACUGUAUUACAAAGCUAAGGAAUAUGAUCUUGCUAAAAAAUAUAUAUCUACAUACAUUAACGUGCAAGAAAGGGAUCCCAAAGCUCACAGAUUUCUCGGCCUUCUUUAUGAAGUGGAGGAAAACAGAGAGAAAGCAGUUGAAUAUUAUAAGCGUUCAGUGGAAUUAAACCCAACACAAAAAGAUCUUGUGUUGAAGAUUGCAGAAUUGCUCUGUAAAAAUGAUGUUAGUGAUGGAAGAGCUAAAUACUGGGUUGAAAGAGCAGGUAAACUUUUUCCAGGAAGUCCUGCAAUUUAUAAACUAAAGGAACAGCUUUUAGAUUGUAAAGGUGAAGAUGGAUGGAAUAAACUUUUCGACUUGAUUCAGUCAGAACUUUAUGCAAGACCUGAUGAUGUCCACAUGAACAUCGGACUAGUAGAGCUGUAUCGCUCAAACAAUAGACUGAAGGAUGCUGGGGCCCACUGCCACCAGGCAGAGAGAAACAUAGCCUUGUGUUCAAGUUUAGAGUGGAAUUCCUGUGUUCUACAGACCCUUAAGGAAUAUCUGGAAUCUUCACAGUGUUUGGAGUCUGAUAAAAGUAACUGGCGAGCAACCAAUCAGGACUUACUUCUAGCCUACGCUAACCUUAUGCUUCUCACGCUGUCCACGAGAGAUGUGAACGAGAGCAGGGAAUUGUUGGAGAGUUUUGAUAGUGCUCUUCAGUCUGUGAAAUCUUGUGUGGGUGGAAAUGAUGAACUCUCAGCUACUUUCUUCGAAGUGAGGGGACAUUUCUACAUGCAUGCUGGUUCUCUGCUUUUGAAGAUGGGUCAGCAUAGUGACGUGCAGUGGCAAGUGCUCUCUGAGCUGGCUGCGUUGUGCUAUCUCAUAGCCUUUCAGGUUCCAAGACCAAAGGUUAAAUUUAUAAAAGGAGAAGCUGGACAAAAUCUACUGGAAAUGAUGGCCUGUGAUCGCCUGAGCCAAUCAGGGCAUAUGCUGCUAAACUUAAGUCGUGACAAGCAAGACUUUUUAAAAGAGGUUGUAGAAUCCUUUGCCAAUGAAAGUGGGCAGUCUGCUGUAUAUGAUGCUCUGUUUUCUAGUCAGUCACCUAAAGAUAGAUCUUUCCUUGGUAAUGAUGAUAUUGGAAACCUUGAUGUACAAGCACCAGGUCCUGAGGAUUUGGCUCAAUAUGAUGUUGGUGCCAUUCGAGCACACAAUGGUAGUCUUCAGCACCUCACCUGGCUUGGCUUACAAUGGAAUUCAUUGCCCGCCUUACCUGCGAUUCGAAAAUGGCUAAAACAGCUUUUUCAUCAUUUGCCCCAGGAAACCUCAAGACUUGAAACAAAUGCACCUGAAUCAAUAUGUAUUUUAGAUCUUGAAGUAUUUCUACUUGGAGUAAUAUAUACCAGCCACUUACAAUUAAAGGAGUGUAAUUCUCACUACAGCUUCUAUCAGCCUCUGUGCUUGCCACUUCCUGUGUGUAAACAGCUUUGCACAGAAAGACAGAAAUCUUGGUGGGAUGCAGUUUGUAAUCUAAUCCACAGAAAAGCAAUACCUGGAACCUCAGCAAAAUUGCGACUUCUAGUUCAGCAUGACAUAAACACUCUAAGGGGCCAGGAAAAACAUGGCUUUCAGCCUGCUCUACUUGUGCACAGGGCAAAAUGCCUUCAGAAAAUGGACAGUGGUCUUAAUUCUUUUUAUGAUCAACGAGAAUACAUAGGCAGAAGUGUUAAUUACUGGAAGAAGGUUUUGCCAUUGUUGAAGAUACUUAAAAAGAAGAGCAGUAUCCCUGAACCUAUUGACCCUCUGUUUAAACAUUUUCAUAGUGCAGACAUUCAGGCAUCUGAAAUGGGUGAAUAUGAAGAGGAAGCACACAUAACAUGUGCUAUAUUGGAUGCAGUUAAUGGAAAUAUAGACGAUGCUGUGGCUGCUUUUGAAUCUAUUAAUAAUGUCGUUUCUUACUGGAAUCUUGCACUGAUUUUUCACAGAAAAGCAGAAGACAUUGAAAAUGAUGCACUUUCUUCUGAAGAACGAGAAGAAUGCAAAAAUUACCUGAGAAAGACCAGAGACUACCUGAUAAAGAUUUUAGAUGACAGUGAUUCAGAUCUGUCAGUGGUUAAGAAAUUGCCCGUGUCCCUGGAAUCUGUAAAAGAGAUGCUUAAUUUAGUCAUGCAGGAGCUCAAUGACUUCAGUGAAGGAGGGCCUCUUUAUAGAAAUGGUUCUUUGUGAAAUGCAGAUUCAGAAGUAAAACAUUCUACACAGUCUCCCACCAAAUACUCUCUCUCACCAAAUAAAAGUUACAAGUAUUCUCCCAAAACACCACCUCCAUGGGCAGAAGAUCAAAAUUCUUUAUUGAAAAUGAUCUGCCAACAAGUAGAGGCCAUUAAGAAAGAAAUGCAGGAGUUGAAACUAAAUAGCGGUAACUCAGGGUCCCCUCAUCGUUGGCCUACAGAGAAUUAUGGACCAGAUUCAGUGCCUGAUGGAUAUCAGGGGUCACAGAAUUUUCAUGGGGCCCCACUAACAGUGGAAGAGAAGAAAAAGCCUGAAGAUCUUCCCUCAGAUGACGAUGUUCUCAUCGUGUAUGAGCUAACCCCGACCCCUGAGCAAAAAGCUCUUGCAAGCAAACUUCAGCUUCCUCCCACUUUCUUCUGUUAUAAGAGCAGGCCAGACUACAUCAGCGAAGAGGAGGAGGAUGAUGAAGAUUUUGACACAGCUAUCAAGAAGCUUAAUGGAAAACUAUAUUUGGAUGACUCAGAAAAAUGUAGACCAUUAGAAGAAAAUCUAACAGAUAAUGAGAAAGAAUGUAUUAUUGUUUGGGAAAAGAAACCAACAGUUGAAGAAAAGGCAAAAGCAGAUACGUUAAAGCUUCCACCUACAUUUUUUUGUGGAGUCUGCAGUGACACUGAUGAGGACAAUGGAAGUGGGGAAGACUUCCAAUCGGAGCUUCACAAAGUUCAGGAAGCUCAAAAAUCCCAGAAUGAGGACAUAACUAGCAUGGCUGACAGUGUGUGUACAGAUGGCAGUAAAGUGACUGUACCAUUUUUGUGUAAAUCUGAAGAACCAGAGUUUACUACCAGAUCUAUUAGUUCACCACCUAUUUCUUCUGAAACUGUCGAUAAACCUGUGGAUUUAUCUACUAGAAAGGAAAAUGAUGCAGAUUCUACAAGCCAAGUGGAAAGCAAAACAGUUUCAUUUGGAUUUGGAGGUAGCACAGGGCUGUCAUUUGCAGACUUGACUUCCAGUAAUUCUGGGGAUUUUGCUUUUGGGUCCAAAGAUAAAAAUUUCCAGUGGGCAAAUACUGGAGCAGCUGUGUUCGGAGCACAGUCAGCCAGUAAAGUUGGCGAAGAUGAAGAUGGUAGUGAUGAAGAGGUAGUUCAUAAUGAAGAUAUCCAUUUUGAACCAAUAGUGUCAUUACCAGAGGUAGAAGUAAAAUCUGGAGAAGAAGAUGAAGAAAUUUUAUUUAAAGAGAGAGCCAAACUUUACAGGUGGGAUCGAGAGGCCAGUCCGUGGAAGGAGCGUGGGGUUGGAGACAUGAAGAUCCUCUGGCACACGAUGAAUAAUUACUACCGGGUCCUGUUGAGAAGAGACCAGGUGCUCAAAGUGUGUGCAAAACACGUCAUCACCAAAACAAUGGAACUGAAACCCUUGAAUGUUUCCAACAAUGCUUUAGUUUGGACUGCCUCAGAUUAUGCUGAUGGAGAAGCCAAAGUGGAACAGCUUGCAGUGAGAUUUAAAACUAAAGAAAUGACUGACUGUUUUAAGAAAAAAUUUGAAGAAUGUCAACAGAAUUUAUUGAAACUCCAGGAAGAACAGGUAUCACUGAGAGCAAAGGAGACAAAUCCUGUGGUGUUUUUUGAUGUUUGUGCAGAUGAUGAGCCUCUGGGAUGUAUAACCAUGGAAUUAUUUUCAAACAUUGUUCCUCAAACUGCUGAGAACUUCAGAGCACUGUGCACUGGAGAGAAGGGCUUUGGUUUCAAGAACUCCGUUUUUCACAGAGUGAUUCCAGAUUUUGUUUGCCAAGGGGGAGAUAUCACCAAACACGAUGGAACAGGAGGAUGGUCCAUUUAUGGAGAUAAAUUUGAAGAUGAAAAUUUUGAUGUGAAACAUACCAGUCCUGGCUUACUAUCCAUGGCCAAUCGAGGCCAGGAUACCAAUAAUUCUCAAUUUUUCAUAACACUGAAAAAAGCAGAGCAUUUGGACUUUAAGCAUGUAGUAUUUGGGUUUGUUAAAGAUGGUAUGGAUACUGUGAAAAAGAUUGAAUCCUUUGGUUCUCCUAAAGGGUCUCUUAGUUGAAGAAUUAUUAUCACAGAAUGUGGACAGAUAUAAAAUCAAUGUUUUUCAUAGUAGAUUUUACCUGUAUAAACAGUUGAAUUGAAGCCUGGCUGUUAAGACAACAUGGUAAUUAUGUUCAGCUUUUGAAAA
Molecule: messenger RNA, 4508 nt
Organism: Mesoplodon densirostris (Blainville's beaked whale)
Lineage: Eukaryota; Metazoa; Chordata; Mammalia; Artiodactyla; Ziphiidae
Product: E3 SUMO-protein ligase RanBP2-like
Biological process (GO): NLS-bearing protein import into nucleus; protein peptidyl-prolyl isomerization; protein folding
Cellular component (GO): cytoplasm; nuclear pore
Molecular function (GO): peptidyl-prolyl cis-trans isomerase activity; protein binding; GTPase activator activity
Source: RefSeq, a predicted model, not a curated record